AUUGCAUCAUUGCGAUUAUUAUGUCGCCAAUAGACUACGGUUGCGUUGAUUGAGGAACUGGAUAAUUAAUGCGAUGAUCAUCAAAAUUCCAUGGAUUCAUACUCUAAACGGUAAUUAAUACGUUAAAAUAAAGUAGGCAUGAAUAUGCAGAAACAAUACGUGCAUCUGAAUUAUGCCACAGCUGUUAUAGUUUUGCUUGCAUACUCCGUCUCCAAAGUGGAAUCAUCAUACAUUUGCCUCGGGCCAAGAGGAGGUGACUGGACGAAGAUUGGGACCCGUUGCUUUUUAGAUGUUCAUACGACGCCCAAACGGGGUAUCCAGUACAAAGCGGCGGAAUCCCACUGUAAAGCCAGGGGAGGGCACCUCGCAUCAGUCCACAGUGACAGCGAACAAACUUUUAUGGCUGAAAAGAUGAAAGAAAACAAACUGGGAUAUUUCAUAGGACUCAAUGACAUCGACAAAGAAGGAUCCUUUGUAUGGACUGAUGGUAGCCCUUAUUCAUAUGAGAAAUGGGCACCCAAGCAACGCAAUACAUAUGGGUUUACAGGAGCAAGUGACUGCGCACAAGUUACCGGAACGGCGUUCAAUACUUCUGAAUGGCGAACAGUUCCGUGUACGAUGAGAUCUGACGGUUUCAUUUGCAGCAAAGAAGCAGCAUGGUCUUGUAAUUCUACAACAGAUUGCCAUUCACUUGCAUCAUGCAAAAAGGAUAGAUCUUCAGCUGCAACUGGGUGCCAAUGUAAUAAAGGUUACACGGGAAAUGGAACACAUUGUGAAGAUGUCGACGAGUGUGCCAUGUCCCUUAAUAACAACUGCCAUGCAUUAUUUGCAACUUGCACAAACACAAAUGGUUCGUACAGCUGCAGUUGCAACAGCGGUUACAGCGGAGACGGGAUACGGUGCAGAGAAGUUAAUGAAUGCUCCACCGUGAACAGUUGUCAUGCAUUUUCAAAAUGCAAAAAUACAAAGGGCUCAUACACUUGUUCAUGUAUGAGAGGGUUUACUGGCAACGGAUUCAAUUGUACAGAUAUUGAUGAAUGUUUAGAUGACUCAAGCAAAUGUCACAAGUCAACCACAUGUGUUAACACACCAGGUUCCUACAAAUGCACCAUACCAGUAACACCUAGCACAUCAACAAAGACGGCGACAGAAACACCAACUAGUUCAACAGCAGCACAGACAUCUAAAGGUACAACAACAGCAUCUUUAUAUGUAGUAGAAUAUCCAAAGUGGACACGAUAUGGCCCAUGGAGUAAAUGCGGAAAUAACAACACAGCGAUAUGUUCGCCACAAUUCAGGUUCAGAGCCAGAAUGUGCAUUUUUAGCAAUGGAAGUGUUGUCAGUGAAGAUUUAUGCGAUGGGGGAGAAGAUGCAGCAUAUCAAAAGGCAUGUUGCAAAGGAGAGGCGUGUAAAAUAAUGUGUGCACGAAAUAUGGACAAAACUGGAGUCAGGAAUUGGGCAGUCGGACUCGAAAGAAGUAACCCUCUACCAGAACGGUAUUGUCAUGGCAUUCUACUUCACAACUAUUGGGUUUUGACAGGGGCACAUUGUGUAUGUCACGAAAAACAGAAGUGUUGUUCACAGGAUACGAAACGUUCUGAUAGCUCAUGGAGAAUUGAUAUACGAAAGUGUGACUAUAGACGUUGGAAAAUCAGAGCCUUAGACCCAAACCCCGACAACGACAUAGCCGAAGGUUUGCGAAACUUUCAAGAUGAUAUACACCCUAGCAGGAUUAUAAUUCAUGAUAAAUACGCAAUAACGGACUACACAACAUUGAAAAAUGAUUUAGCGUUGAUCCGCUUGAAAACCCCCAUACGUAUGGGAGCUGGGAAUGAUGACCCCCGACCAGCGUUGUUACCAAGGGUGAUUUGCAGCGAUUAUACAAAAGAUGAAAACACGUGUUCAACGCACUGGACGGAUUCACUCAUGCAGGACUGCUUUGCUACGAUAGACGGGAGAACGUAUGCAAAUAGAGGAGUAACAAAACUGAAGGUAUUUGAAGAUGCUUUCAACCAUAAGAGUCCAGAUGAUGUGAAAGCAUAUGGUGUGACACUAGAAGGGAGUGGUCAGUUUUCGAAAC
This is a messenger RNA of Owenia fusiformis, 2080 nucleotides long. The record is from the annotation of a GenBank genome assembly. Lineage: Eukaryota; Metazoa; Annelida; Polychaeta; Sabellida; Oweniidae.